Messenger RNA from Oryzias latipes (Japanese medaka), 1228 nucleotides. RefSeq lists its product as uncharacterized. Gene Ontology annotation, molecular function: aspartic-type endopeptidase activity. The record is from RefSeq and is a predicted model, not a curated record. NCBI's taxonomy places the organism in Eukaryota, Metazoa, Chordata, Actinopteri, Beloniformes, Adrianichthyidae. Gene Ontology annotation, biological process: proteolysis.
AUGUGCAGUUAAACUAACAGGGGCGUGCACAGAGGGCCCAAUGGCCGCCCCUACCUGCGAGAGGAAUGCGGCCUUUAAAAGCUUAAUGGGUGGAUCUGGCUAUCUCAAGGCAAAAAUAGGUGGGUUUGACUGUCAUGCACUCAUAGACACGGGGGCGUCACGCUCUGUUAUAUCGAAGAGCAUGUGGUUAGUUAUCACUAAUGGUGGGACUGACUUGGGAAACUAUGUUGGGAAAGCUACCACAGUAAAUGGAGGACAAUUAGUUGUCUUGGGGUCUUGGCAGACUGUGUGUCAGCUUGCAACACUUACCCUACCCGUUGAGUUUUUGGUGUCUGAGCUAACAUCAGAUGAGAUACUGUUGGGUUUUGGUUUUUUAGCAAAACAUAGUGCCGUUGUCAAUUUGGGGCAGAACGUUUGUCAGAUUAAGGGAAAAUUUUUCCCUUUAGUCCCCUCAAACCCGUCUCCGGCAGCCAAAGUUGUGGUCAUACAGUCGGACGCCACAGUGCCCCCACGUGGUGAGGCCAUUGUGUGUGGUCAGGUGCAAAAUGAGACGGGGGAUUGUGCCUCAGGAAUGUUGGAACCCUCAGAUUCUCUUGCAAAACAUUGUGAUCUGCUGGUUGCUCGUGUAGUCUGCCGCGUCGAACAGGGUACCUUGCCUAUUUGUGUCAUUAAUGUGACCAGCGACCCACUUAUACUAAAGAGUGGGAUGAAAGUUGGCACACUGCACACAGACAUUGCAAUAGAAGAAGGUGGCGAUGGAAAAAAUCUUGGGGAUGGCCAGCAGCUUUCGACUGUUUCUGCACUCAUGCAGCAGUUCGGCUUGGAGGAUAGAGGAUUUUCCGAGGAACAGCUAAAAUCUGUGAGACAGCGGUUGUCCCACCAUCGUUCAGUGUUUAGUUGUGGCGAACAUGAUUUGGGGAGGACUUAUUUGACAAUCCACGAAAUCAACACAGGUGAUGCAAAACCUAUCAAAAUGCACCCGCGAAGAGUACCUUUGCACCUGCAACAGGAGGUGGCGGAAAAUCUGAAGCAAAUGCUGGCCAAUGACAUAAUCCAGCCGUCUUGCAGUCCCUGGGCAGCACCUGUGGUUCUGGUAAAGAAAAAGGGCGGUGGAUUUAGAUUUUGUGUGGAUUACAGGAAGCUAAACGAGGUGACCCGAAAGGAUGCAUCCCCUUCCUAGGAUUGAGGACGCCUUGGAUAGCCUUAGCAAAACAUAUUGGUUUUCCAC